AGUCUGACCAGGUACGCUUGGACACGGCCAGCAGCUCGGUGGCGCAGUGGAAGGGCUAGCCGCCCUCCUGGCAGAGGGAGGAUAGAGCUCGCCCCGCCCGGACAGCCAGCCUGGUGGCCUUGCUGCUCCUCUAGGCGGGGGAUGAACAGGUGCGCGGGCGGGGGGUGGCGCUUGGGGAUCCUGCGCACUGCGCGUGCCCCUCCCCCGCAGCUUGGCGCAGCCCUGGCCAGGCGCGAGCAGCGGGAGGAGGAGCUGCGGCUGUGGCCACCGGGGUAAGUCCGCGGCACCGCUGGAAGCUGCCGACGGCGCGAGCUGGUCCCCGCGUGGAAGAGGCACGGGCGACCCGGAGUCAUGGAGCCUAGUGACGCGGCGCGCCCGGGUCCCGGGAGAGCUUUUCGGGGGCUGUCGCCGCGGCUGCUGCUGCUGCCACUGUUGCCUGUGCUGCUGGGUCGGGGGCUGCGGGCUGGGGCCGCGGCCUCCUCUGGGGCGGCGGCUGAGGACAGCAGCGCCAUGGAGGAGCUUGCCACCGAGAAGGAGGCGGAGGAGAGCCACCGGCAGGACAGCGUGAGCCUGCUCACCUUCAUCCUGCUGCUCACCCUCACCAUCCUCACCAUCUGGCUUUUCAAGCACCGCCGGGUGCGUUUCCUUCAUGAGACCGGGCUGGCCAUGAUUUAUGGGCUCAUUGUUGGAGUGAUCCUGAGAUAUGGCACCCCUGCUACCAGCGGUCAUGACAAGUCACUCAGCUGUACUCAGGAAGACAGAGCCUUUAGCACUUUAUUAGUGAAUGUCAGUGGGAAGUUCUUUGAAUACACUCUGAAAGGAGAAAUCAGCCCUGGCAAGAUCAACAACGUGGAGCAGAAUGACAUGCUGCGGAAGGUAACAUUUGAUCCAGAGGUAUUUUUCAACAUUCUGCUGCCUCCAAUUAUUUUCCAUGCUGGAUACAGCUUAAAGAAGAGACACUUUUUCAGAAAUCUUGGGUCGAUUCUGGCCUAUGCUUUCUUGGGGACUGCUGUUUCUUGCUUCAUUAUUGGAAAUCUUAUGUAUGGAGUGGUGAAACUCAUGAAGAUUGUGGGCCAGCUCUCUGAUAAAUUUUACUACACAGAUUGUCUCUUUUUUGGAGCAAUUAUUUCUGCCACUGACCCAGUGACUGUGCUGGCAAUCUUUAACGAACUACAUGCAGAUGUGGAUCUUUAUGCUCUUCUGUUUGGAGAGAGUGUCCUGAAUGAUGCAGUUGCCAUUGUACUAUCCUCGUCUAUUGUUGCCUAUCAACCAGCAGGACUAAACACUCAUGCGUUUGAUGCUGCUGCCUUUUUUAAGUCAGUUGGCAUUUUCCUAGGUAUAUUUAGUGGCUCUUUUACCAUGGGAGCUGUAACUGGUGUUGUUACUGCUCUAGUGACCAAGUUUACUAAGCUGCACUGCUUCCCCCUGCUGGAGACAGCGCUUUUUUUCCUGAUGUCCUGGAGUACCUUUCUCCUGGCGGAAGCCUGUGGGUUUACAGGUGUUGUAGCUGUCCUUUUCUGUGGGAUUACACAAGCUCAUUACACAUAUAACAACCUGUCAGUAGAAUCUCGAAGUCGAAGCAAGCAGCUUUUUGAGGUGUUACACUUCCUGGCAGAGAACUUCAUCUUUUCCUACAUGGGCCUGGCACUGUUCACCUUCCAGAAACACGUUUUCAGCCCCAUUUUCAUCAUCGGUGCUUUUGUUGCCAUCUUCCUGGGAAGAGCUGCACAUAUCUACCCACUCUCCUUCUUCCUCAACUUGGGCAGAAGGCAUAAGAUUGGCUGGAAUUUUCAACACAUGAUGAUGUUUUCAGGCCUGAGAGGAGCGAUGGCAUUUGCACUGGCUAUCCGUGACACGGCAUCGUAUGCCCGCCAGAUGAUGUUCACAACCACACUGCUCAUUGUCUUCUUCACUGUGUGGGUCAUUGGUGGAGGCACGACACCCAUGUUGUCAUGGCUCAAUAUAAGAGUCGGUGUUGACCCAGAUCAAGACCCACCACCUAACAAUGACAGCUUUCAAGUCUUACAAGGGGAUGGCAUGGAUUCUGUUGGAGGAAGCCGGACAAAGCAGGAAAGUGCAUGGAUAUUCAGGCUGUGGUACAUCUUUGAUCAUAAUUACUUGAAGCCCAUUCUCACCCACAGUGGUCCCCCGCUAACCACCACUCUCCCUGCCUGGUGUGGCUUGCUAGCUCGAUGUCUGACCAGUCCUCAGGUGUAUGAUAAUCAAGAGCCACUGAGAGAAGAUGACUCUGAUUUCAUCCUAACGGAAGGUGACCUCACCUUGACCUAUGGGGAUAGCACCGUGACAGCAAAUGGCUCCUCAAGCUCCUACACAGCCUCCACAAGUCUCGAGUGUGGUCGGAGAACAAAAAGCAGCUCUGAGGAAGUACUUGAGCGAGACCUGGGAAUGGGAGACCAGAAGGUUUCCAGCCGGGGAACCCCCCUCGUGUUUCCACUGCAGGAAAAUGCAUGACUUACCUGUAAAUCCUGAGGGAUCAGGGAGGCUCUUAUAAGGGUGAGGAUGGCCAAAUGCCCAAGUGUGUUUGAUGUGUUGUAUUGACCAUGUUAAGACUAUUGCUUCUGUUUCAGUGGGGCCUGAAACUAUCUUACCACUCAAAACUUAACUCAAGACUCAGAUGGUAAAGCUGAAGUGUCUCUAAAUUAAACACAAAUGCAGACCUAUUCCCACUUUUUCACAUAGUAGUACACUAUUUCAGAGUUAAACAAAACAACAGCAUGCUUUACUGGUCUCUCUCUUCAUCCUCCUGUAGUAUCUGAGCAUGGUGGGGCAGAUAAGGGGCUUCAUCGCUAUGCUAUAGUGCCAGUCUAGCUGGCUCAAGAAACAUCAAAUUGGGAGGACAAGUUAGACAAAUGACAGUGAAGAAAAGAAACUGAGAUCAGAAUUCCAGUGGUGCCAGAUGCUGGUGUUGCACCAGAUGCUGGAGCCUCUGGCUCUGAAGACUUACAUAGCUACAUCUUCCUGUCACAGUCUUGCCUGUUCAAGUUGUGUUGCUCCUAGACUGAGGAUUAGGAAGCAGGCCCAUAGGCUGGGACCUUAGGUCAGUGGGAGAGUACUAGAGCCUACAGCUCACCAGAUCCUGGGACUGCAAAAAUUGUGUGUGUGCACAGGGGUUUUCCAAGAGCAUUUCAAUAUGGGAGUUGGGGAAAGUCUAGUUCCUUCUCUUAGAAUCUCUAUAAAAGAGUUACUGAAAUGUUAAAAACCAAAGGCAAAACACGUUCUGUUCUGUUUUAGUUAAACUGAGGGCAGAAGGUAUUGGGAAAUUGCUGAUGAUACCAUAGCAGUACUCACUUGACUUUUGAGGUUACCAUGUGAGCCCACUGCCUAGAAGGUAACAUACGGACUAAGGCGUUGUCCAGCACAGGGUUUAAGAUAGCAUGGAUAUUGCUGUUAUCUGGGGAAGAGAAGGCAGCAAGAAACAGAAGUGGCCAUAGACUAUAGUUUGGGGAAAGAGAUUUUAAUGUGAAAAGAAUAACCUGCAAAGAAAAGAAAAGAUGGAAGUCUUUAUUUUAUUUUGCAUACAUUUUGCUUUAAAACAUCCAAAAGUAAUUCCAAAAUCACACUACAUAAAAUAUAGAACUUGCUUUGUUAUAAAUUAUAAAAAUAUGCGUGUUCAAGUAAAUGCUGAGUUUCCAAUGCCAACUAUCUUUAGGACAAAAACUUCAAUACUUAUAAUAAUUACUUUUACAUUGGCAUUAUUUUCAAUACUUAGAAGAUGAAAAUCAUUCUUAUGCUUUGUUUCAACCUAAACUUUUGUUACUAAAAAUACAUAGCCAAAGCCUUUUAAAUGAGCUAGUAUUUCUGCUCUUUAAGGAUAGACAGGAAAGUCCAAAAACAAAGCAAGCAAGCAAGCAAGCAAACAACCCCCAAAACCUGACUUUUAAAAACUAUUAGGUAGCUGGCAUUUUGACUACACCUUACUUUGUGAAAUUUGAUAACUCCAGGAAUCAAAGAUGGGUCAUCUUUUUGUAUAUGAUUUGGUGUUGGCCAAGGAGCAUCCACUGUAGCAACCUUCCUGUGGGCCAGGUUCUUGUUCCACUUCUGAGUUUUGAACAUUUUGUUUCCAGGCUGACUUUGUUUACUUUCUACAGGAAUUAUGUAUGAUACAUUCAGCUAUGUACCAAUAGAUAGGAUCAUAUCUGCCUAAAGUCUGAAGUAGAAGGUGAAGCAGGACGAGGUUUAGUCAGAUUCAUCCUGCAAUCUGGAAGAACUUCUGGAUAUACUUUGCUGUAUAUACAGAAUAUACAAUGAACUUCCCUAAGAUUUUCCAAAUCAGAACUUCUCCAGAAAGCGCUAGUAGUCAAAGACAGUACUAUUUUUAAAAUAUUGCUUUAACCAACUAGCUUUUCCUUCAAUUCCAGAUGAAACCCUGCUUCUGUAAAGCUUCUUUGUCUAAAAGCAACAUCGCAAGCAGCAGUGAGAAGCUGCUGGAAAUGCUGCUCUUUUGACCAUUUCUUUUCAUUGCUGAAUCUCUAACUCCAGCUUCCUGAGUUUCUUGAAUGUUCAUAGUCUUGUCAUGAAAAUACAGCUUCAUCAUUCAAAUCUUCUCAGCAAACAUUGUGUGGCUUGCUUAUCAAGUUUUCUGUAUGACUUCAGUAUUCUCCACCAUUUCCUUGUGUGCUUUAAAGCUGCUCUCUCAAGAUUUUAUGGGAAAGGCCCACAUGCUCAGUCUGUUCACCUCCCUAGUACGGUCUCCUGUCAGGUAAUUUCCUGUAUCAAUCAUCUGCUGUUGCUCCGUGUUUCCUUUUGAGGGGAAGAAAUUCAGCAUCCCCCACUAGAAUUUGUUGCUGAUGAUAUUUAUAAUAAUUCAGAUGAAUAGUUUCCUCUUUGUAACUCACUUCUCUUUUGCCCAUUCUCUGGGAGCCUAUGUUUACAUCAGUUCUCCUCAAAGAAUUCAUAAUGGCUGUGGUUGAUUUUCAUUCUUCUCAUUCCUAAUAAGUUGAUGAGGACAGGCCUUUAUAUAGUCAUGCUCUUGUUCUCUUAUAUAUUUGUACUGAGUAGCUUAGUCUGCAACAUGACUUAGUAAAUAGUUUACAUCAUCUUUCUCCUAUUUCAGUAGAUUCUUGUUCCUUCCUCAUAAGCCCCCUUCUCCUGAAGUCUGGCACUUCCCUCCUGGAGGAUUCUAGUUGCUCCCUGAGUUGCUUAGCAGAUCUGCAGAUGACCCACAGCACCUCCUAGCUUCAGAUUCUUUGUUUUCACUUUUGUUUGUUUGUUUGUUGUUUUUCGAGACAGGGUUUUUCUGUAUAGCCCUGGCUGUCCUGGAACUCACUUUGUAGACCAAGCUGGCCUUGAACUCAGAAAUCCACCUGACUUUGCCUCCUGAGUGCUGGGAUUAAAGGCGUGUGCCACCACGCCUGGCUUCACAUUUUUCCAUGCUACAAGAUUUCUCCUAUGAGGGACAAGUAGCUCCAGAGAGUCUAAAACAGAAACUAUACUUUAUUCUUUCUUUGUUCUUUUACUCUUGGAUUCUCCAUGUAAUUAAUGGAAACUAAAAGUAAUCAACUCUUGAUCAAGAUAUGGAUGGGUCAAUAUUUGCUUCUGUGUAUACUAAGUGAUAAAGGCAUUUGCCAUUGACAAUAAGCUUGCUUGAGACAUCUUUAUUUCCAACGUAUACUAAGAGAUAUUUUUGCUUUCUGCCAUCAGAUCUGGAACUAUCCCAUUCAUCCAGUCUCCAUCAUUGGGGUAUCUGAUGAGCCCAUUAUAGCAAUGAAACUCUUAGAACAGCUGCUGUGAUACAGACAUCUCCAUCAAGGCCCCAGUGCUUCAGAGUCAGUACUACCUUCUGCAGUUCUAUAAGCAGCACAGGAAUUAAAGGAAACAGUGUACACUGGAACUGCCUGCUCCUGUAGUACUGUGGACUUCUAUUCUGCCUGAUGAGGCCAGCUGUGCUCCAUAGAUGUGUUAAGACCUAUAUAGAACUUCAGACAUUGAACUGAUGCAUACAUGCAAUAUUAGUUGCUACAUGAGGAAAAGGGAUCAAGUAAUGGAACAUAACCUGGUAGAAAAUUCUGUCUUCUAAAAGUAUAGAAAUUCGUGUGUCUUAAUGCUGAGUGCCAUGCAAAGAGAGGUCAUUUUCUUGGUAGAGAGGCUACUGCACCAGCUUAAUGUGGACAUGGCUUGAAAUGUAGCAUUCUAGUUUAAAUUUCUUUCUUGAUGAGCUAUCAUACAUUACCUACUCAAAGUAGGUAAAGUAUUGAGAGAAAUCUUGGAAAGAGUUUCUUCCCAUGUCUUACAGUGCUAGCAAUUUUGGCAACCCAGUUUCUAAAAGAUGCUUUUAUAACAUGGUGUGGUUUUCCUUGUUGCAUACAGAAAAGAAUAGUGCCCCCACAAGCACUAGGACAUCACUAGUGACAUUUUCUAUUUAACCCUCUUAGCAACCUAGUCUUAGCAUAAUCUUGUUGUGUUUCUCUUAAAGGGUCUUCUAAUCCUCAUUACAUUGACAUAGUAAAAUAUGAAAGUAUUGGUAUUUGCCAAGACAAAAAGAAAACUAGGAUUUUGAUUAUUUGAGUCUUUGUUCAGUGAAUGAAAGUGAAUUAUUUUGAUACAUGGUCCUGAUCCUUGCUUACAAAAUGUGGAGACUCACUCUGACUUCCCAGGAGUCCUGCAAAGGUGAAGCUACUUGUAGAAGAGGUUCUACACUGAAGUGUUGUCCCUAUAUUGCAUGAAGAAAAGUGAGAUGCCACAAAGCCCAGAAAGUGCCUACUUUGAAGCCAGUUGUCUGGAAGCAGACUGGAAUUGCUGAGUAAUGGUCAGGUUUAUCUGAGAAAGUCACCCAAGUCAUCCUUCACACCUGUUCAUUCUGAGUUGACGAAGAUGACAGCUUAUGGAAUGUAGAAGGCCUGAGAGCCUUUUGGAUAAAGUUUAUAAAGAAUCCUGUUUGAAAGGAAGCUUAGUUGAAUGAAUGAACUACUAAGUGAUUGUUUAUUUUGUAAUUUUUAGUGACCAAAAAAAAAAAAACCAAACAAAAAAAAAACCAAACUGAUUUCUAAUGCAGACCAGGCCACUGUAGAACUUUUGUGCUCAUUUUUCAGAAUUCAAGGUUGUCUUCCAUAUGAAAAUGGACUUGAAAGAGAGCAGAGCGUGAUUAAUGUAUUCACAUAGAGGACUUUCAAACUUGUCAUCUUCAUUCCAACUUGGGGGUAGGAAAGGGGUAGGAAAGAAAUUAGUCUUUGACUAAUCAAGCUUCUGAGUAGUUAGACACAAAGGAUGCUGAGAAAAUGUCAUUUCAAUUCAAUAUGGAAUUAAAUUAGUAGUCCAUUUAUGUGGUCAAACUUUGUCUUAUUAGUCCCCAUGCCUUAUUCCACAGAAUAAGAGUGGCCCCAUUUAUUGCUAGCAGCAUGGGUGGGGGUGUCACUAUCAUCACAUACCGGCAGUGGUAUAGUUUUGACAGAGAGAACAUAAAAAUCCACUCAUUCCUUUUCAUAAUCCUUCUGUGGGAACUACCUGGGAAUCUUAAGCUUUCCUAGAGAAGAAGGAAAUCCCACACUUAAAGAAGGUUGUGUGUUUCUUUCUCACAACACCAUAGACUGGGCAUAUCAACUCCAAUCAUCCAGGGUACUUCUUAGGGUGACCAUGAUGCCUUGGAGCCAAACAAAUCACACUAUGAUAUCAAGUGUCUCAUCAAACAAACAGCAAGGAACAUCCUGGGUUGGAUCCCUUAGACCUCCAAAUGCCUUGUGGUUCCAUAGACAAAUAAGAUCUCUUUCGAGGAAAAAAGUUGUCUCAGCUGUAAGUGAGCAAUUCCAUCCAGAGCAAAGAUCUGCCUCAUAUUUGCUCUGGCAUAACCUCUCUUCUGCCUUGUCUCCAGUGGAAGUGAAUGCAAUCAUGUGAGAUAUUUAAUGUGAACCACUGGUUCCAAGCUACAGAGACAUCACUGAGAUCAGAAGACAAUUGUGCAACUCACCAGAGGUUCAGACCAUCCUCCUGUAACCUGCCUUAUUCUCAGUAUGAGUUCUAAGGGAAUAAAAGUAGCCAAGAGCUGACAGCACCAUCUAUCUAAAAUGUCAUCUGCAGGGAGAGCUGCUCGAGUGGCACCUUGCUGAGCUGAUAGUUAUAGUAGGGCACUUGGGUUUGACAGUCUCACACCUGCCUUUUGAUGAUGACUCAAUGAAGGUGGGGCAGGUCAUCUCCUGUGUGUUGAAUGAGAACUCUUUUGUUGUUUUUAAGUGAGACUCUGGCUUGCUAGCAUCAGCUGCUAUGUUCCGGUGUAGUAAGUUGAAUCUAGUAGCCAAGAGUUUACUUUAGAAACAACACAUGUGAAUGCUGUCUUUGUCUCUUUGAUACCUAAAAUGACACUCACACUUUAAAACCUAGUUUGGACAAUCCAUAGAGGAGUAUCAUAGGAAUGAGUGUGCUUAUGUCAAACCAUAAAACCAUUAUUUGACAAUACUUUUAAAAUAAGACCUAAAAACAAAAAUUUUCCCACUUCCAGUUUUCAUAGACAUUUAUUAAAUUAGAAGAUACAUCUUAUCACCAAUUGCUGGCAAAUUGUGAAGAGCAAGAUCAAUUUUUUUAAUGUUCAUUUUAUUCUCCCAAGCAAGGUAUGCUAUAACUAUGGCCCAUUUGGAGCAUAUGGGCAGCCAUAUUUUGUCCACCCAAACACUGGGGAGCAUUACAAGGAAGGUCUGUCUGCUGGGCUGCUUUUUGAGAAGGCCUGAAGUAGAGAUGAGAAUACACAGCACAGGAUAUCUUCUCACAUCACCAUUAGAGGGACACAAGACAAUAUUUAAAUGUCCCAGUCUACCUUCAACUCUUGGCCAGUGAAAAUUUGUCUGGACCUGUGUAUGCUGAAAAAAACAAAACAAAACAAAACAAAACAAAACACUCCUGAAACCAUAAAGGAAGCAGAGACUUGAAUGAAGCACUGAAGGUCUGUGGUUGAAAGCACUUUCAGAAACCAACUGUCCUGGUGUUCAUGGGUAACUACCUGCAUGGGUGUCUGGGGUCUGACUGUGAUGAUUCUAUUUGCAGGCCUUGAAGGAACAGAGGAUGCUUUUUUCUGUUUUAUGCGUAGUCAAUCUGUGGAUGUACAAGUUAAAUAAAAGCACUCAUUUAAAGUGUAACUUCACAGUAAGACUGUUGCCUCCAAGGUUUUCUUUAUUUUUUAACCCAAAUCCACCUAAUCCUCUUAUUUUGAGGCAUGUUUUAUUAUGCCCACUAAAAUAAUUAAAUGAGAAGACCAUAAAGAAUCAUUGACUAUUUGGAAAGAAAUUGCCUAAAGUAGAAUAGGGGGAAUUUAACAUGCAAUGAUGGGACUUUUGGGGGGAACUUUUUAUAGAGAGCUGACAUAGUGUAUUUGGGGAGAAUUUUAUAGAAGAUAACAAAGAGUGUUUUAACUGUGAAAAUAAAGAUGUGGAAUUAUCUACAACCUUUAUGUGCAAUAGGGAAACUGCAGCAAGACCCUUGCUGUGCUCACUGCCCCUCACCGUUUACUCGCGCCUUCCUAGAGAUGUUUAGAUUGUAAAGCUAGCCUUGUGUUUCCUGUCCUUUACUGAUACUUAACAUGUUUUUCUCUAAGCUUUUUUUUUAUUUUUACAAAAUUUAAAAUAAAAAGAUUAACUGGCUGA
This is a messenger RNA of Mus musculus (house mouse), 9584 nucleotides long. RefSeq names its product solute carrier family 9 (sodium/hydrogen exchanger), member 7 (gene Slc9a7). Gene Ontology annotation, molecular function: antiporter activity; sodium:proton antiporter activity. The transcript is spliced from 16 exons. Gene Ontology annotation, cellular component: recycling endosome membrane; Golgi apparatus; plasma membrane. Bases 352 to 2472 code for a protein of 706 amino acids. Gene Ontology annotation, biological process: regulation of pH; monoatomic cation transport; proton transmembrane transport. The record is from RefSeq and is a predicted model, not a curated record. Lineage: Eukaryota; Metazoa; Chordata; Mammalia; Rodentia; Muridae.